AUGGGUCGGCUCGACCGGAGUGAUACCACGGCCUCACAGAAUACCGGCGUGAAACAACCCACAGCGUUGUGUUUCGAGUGUUUGAGUGAGUGGACUCUAUCUAUACUCGAGACCACGAGACUGGUCUCCGACUCGCUGGAUCGACCUGAUUCAAAAAAACUACAAUGUCGACCGCAGAACAGUGUACAUGCAACGCUGAAAGUCGACAAAAGUGGAGAGAAAUCGCUCAACGUGCUAGAGAGGAAGAACGACGGUAUUGCACAGCCCAUCCACCAACAGCUACGACCACUCUGCCAAGAGUGUAACGACUAA
This is a messenger RNA of Spodoptera exigua (beet armyworm), 312 nucleotides long. Lineage: Eukaryota; Metazoa; Arthropoda; Insecta; Lepidoptera; Noctuidae. The record is from the annotation of a GenBank genome assembly.